AGGCAGACACAUGAGAAGUGACUUCAGAUCCAUGUUACAGUCUUGCUGGUUGGUCAACUGGUCACUUGGGUCCAUGGAAGAAUGCAAAGGGUAGAAGAGGAAAAAAGGCAUGAUCUGCAGAAUUUUUCUGAUACCCAGCAAGUGCUGUUUUUAGAAACUCUUUUUUCUGCAGAUCCUUCUGAGGGCUGUGUUUUUAGGUGUGGGCACAGGAAAUGGCUCUGGGGUGCUUUGGAGCAAAGCCUCCCCUCUCUGGCAAUCCUGGGAGCGCCCCAUGGGAUGGAGGAGAGGCCUGGCAGUCAGGCAAAGGUUAGGGGAGGGAAGCAAAGGCAGAGGCCCAGAACAGCUCCAGGAAAUGUUUGUAUUUCUCCACCAGGAGGGAGGACAAACAAGCUUUUUUCGUGCCUUCUGGGCAGCUCUGCUUGCUCUCCAGCACAGAGAAAGUCUGAGGACAAAGAGCCAGGCAGAAAAUUAAAAUCCUCUGGGACUGGACCCGACAACCCCUCUACAGCAUGAAUGUCAUUGGAUCUGCCAGCUGCGUCCCAGAAGUGAACACUUGAAUUUCAAAGCUUUUCCCAGCCUAGUGGGGAAACAGGCAACUUGGGACCCAGAAUCCAGAAAAAGGACUUUCCUGAGCUUCUCAUUUCCUUGCUGAAAUUUGUUCUCCCAGCCGUGGCUGCACCCACCCCAUGCACGGGCAGCACCUGCAUUCCUGGGGAAAGACGUUAGAGGCGGCAGCUGGUGAGUGGUAGCCUGCAGAUAAGCAUCCGUGUGGGGGGACUUCAGGGCUACCGGCACACGGAACAUUUGUCCUCUGUCCACCAUGGACAACGGAUCGUGCUGCCUGAUCGAGGGGGACCCCAUCUUUCAGGUGAUGCCCCCACUGCUGAUUCUGGCCUUCGUGCUGGGUGCCCUGGGCAAUGGCAUCGCCCUGUGCGGCUUCUGCUUUCACAUGAAGACCUGGAAGCCGAGCACUAUUUACCUUUUUAACUUGGCCGUGGCUGACUUCCUUCUCAUGAUCUGCCUGCCCUUUCGGACAGACUACUACCGCAGACAAAGACAAUGGGCCUUUGAGGAUAUUCCCUGUCGGGUGGCGCUCUUCAUGCUGGCCACAAACAGGGCUGGGAGCAUCGUCUUCCUGACAGUGGUGGCUGUGGACAGGUAUUUCAAGGUGGUCCACCCCCACCAUACGGUGAACAGCAUCUCCAACCGGGCUGCAGCUGGCAUUGUCUGUGUCCUCUGGACCAUGGUCAUCCUGGGGACUCUCUACCUUUUGAUGGAGAACCAUCUGUGUGUGCAAGAGAAGACUGUCUCUUGUGAGAGCUUCAUCAUGGAGUCGGCCAACGGCUGGCAUGACAUCAUGUUCCAGCUGGAGUUCUUUCUGCCCCUCAGCGUCAUCUUGUUCUGCUCCUUCAAGAUUAUUUGGAGCCUGAAGCAGAGGCAGCAGCUGGCCAGGCAGACUCGAAUGAAGAAGGCUACUCGGUUCAUCAUGGUAGUGGCGGCUGUGUUCAUCACAUGCUACCUGCCUAGUGUGUCAGCCAGACUGUAUUUCCUCUGGACGGUGCCCUCAAGUGCCUGUAAUCCCUCUGUCCACAUAGCCCUCCACAUCACUCUCAGCUUCACAUACAUGAACAGUACGCUGGACCCUCUGGUGUAUUAUUUUUCAAGCCCCUCAUUCCCCAAAUUCUAUACCAAGCUUAAAAUCUGCAGCUUGAGACCCAAACAUCCAGGACGUUCCAAGGCUCGGAGGCCGAAAGAGAUGCCAAUUUCAAACCUCUGUCGCAAGAGUCGCAUCAGUGUGGCAAAUAGCUUCCAAAGACAAUCUGAUGUGCAGUAGGAUCUCCAAAUGUGUUGAAUGGCACUAAAACAGAGAAAAUCAAGGAGGACAAACUGGCAACUUUGAAAUAAUUCAUGCUAAGGGGUGGGGGGUUUGAGAAUGCCAUCCUUGCUUACACGUAUCCCCCUCACUCUGUUGGAAAUGAAAUCCAGGUUAUUGUCUUUUGGAAGGUCCCAGUUGAGAAGUGAGUCAGUUGCAUUUAUAUGAUCUGAUUACAAUGACAGGAUGAUGUGCACAUGAAAUGGGGCAUGUGUAUGUUGGGUGGGGGGUUAGGAAGAGUUCGGCUCCUACGUCAUUUUAAGUGGCUAAGUAAAUAGAUAGCAAUGUUUAACCCAGUAAUGAUCUCUCUCGUGCGGGCAGUUAGUGAACUUAAUGACUUAUUAGUGUUUUCUAUCGUCUGACCUUAAAUAAUUACUUGUCUUAGAAAUAGAAACUGGAGUAGGUCAAUGCUUUUAUUUCAGGCUGAGUGAGGCUCUUUAGAUUGGGAUGUCUUGAUGCUCAUGAUUUUCAUCUUCAUGGGAUCCCUCUAUACAUUGCUGACUUCUUAGUAGCCCAAGAAGAAUGACAGCAAAAUGAUCUGCUCUGACCUACCUUGAACUUUGCAUUUUUAUGCAAGGCUUUGCAUUUCAAAGAAGGUUCUAAGGGAUAUGUUAGCUGCUCUAAUUUUUCUAGUGGGAGCUGAGUGCUUGAAAAACUCCAGUUGGAUCUUUGGGAAGUGCUGAAUUUGACAUAAUUGCAUUUUACUGCUUGUUUUGUUACUAUGAAAUGAAGUUAUUCAUUCACAUAUUCUCCAUGUAUUUACUGAAUCCAUAUUCUGUGUCAGGCACUAUGCUAGUGUCCUUUUUACCUGGAGGGCUGUUAGUCAAAUCUGGUGUGAUAGCAAAGUUUGUGGGUGGUUUUUUGGGGGGGUGCAAACAGAGGUUAAUAACCUUCGCUCUUUCAAUGAAUACAGUUUGUAGACUUGUUUUCUGCAACAUCAGUGUUUUCCUCAUAUUUCAGGAUUCUGUAUAAACAACAAAGGGUGCAAAGGCAGUGAUCCCUUAUGCUCGUGAAUUUCUCAGAUAUGUAUCUGGAGCCCUCAAAACUAGAUGAUUACAUGGGAUGACAGGCUGCCCCUGCCCUGGAUUAGGUGGAAAGAUUCCAAGCAACUUGAGCUUCGUUCUCAAACCACUAAGUGGUGAAAGUCAUUCUAGGCUCCUUUAUUUACACUUUCUCAAGCUCCCUGGGUACUCUCUGCACUUCAGGACCUUUUUGUUCUUUGACCUAAAAACACCUCUAUAGGCUAUCCUUUUCCAGAGACACUGCACAACCUGGGCAGUAGGAAGUCAGAUGAAUCUAAGCCUGAAACCCAGCUUGACCACUUACUGGAUGUGUGAUCUAGGGGCAGAUUUUACUUAAAUACUUUAAGCUUCAAUCUCCUCAUCUGUCAAACAGUGGUACCAACAAUGUUGACUUCAAAAGGUCACUGGGUGUAUUCAAUGAAUGAAGAGACUGAAGCAUAGGGACUUAGUUUGCUGUAAAACCUCAGUGCCUAGAAGAGUGCCUGGACAUGGUCGGCUCACUAGAUAUUUGAAUGAGUAAAUACAGGGAAACCAGUAAGUACCAUGUUAGUGUCAUGACUUGUUAUGUAACACACUUUACACAUAAAGAAAUAGGCACAGAAGCAAUUUUCUUUAAGAUUCAAAGCCCUUAAGUAGCUGCCCCACUGUCACUACCCAAAUGCCCCAGCUGCUAGGGAAGGAGUGAAGGCAAGGAUUCUUAUCAGCAUCAAGGAAACACAUAGCCUCCUGAUAGACAUUAACGAAAACCCUCCCUUCUGCUUUUAAUUGCAUUCUUAAUUAUAAUUAUUUUCUGGGCUGCUCUUUUGUUACUUCACCUUAAUAAAAAUGGGUUUUGUAAGAAAGCCUGUGUCCUG
Molecule: messenger RNA, 3749 nt
Organism: Manis javanica (Malayan pangolin)
Lineage: Eukaryota; Metazoa; Chordata; Mammalia; Pholidota; Manidae
Gene: HCAR1
Product: hydroxycarboxylic acid receptor 1
Biological process (GO): G protein-coupled receptor signaling pathway
Cellular component (GO): plasma membrane
Molecular function (GO): G protein-coupled receptor activity
Source: RefSeq, a predicted model, not a curated record